This is a messenger RNA of Nicotiana attenuata, 2541 nucleotides long. RefSeq lists its product as uncharacterized. The coding region runs from base 1 to 2541 and encodes 846 amino acids. Lineage: Eukaryota; Viridiplantae; Streptophyta; Magnoliopsida; Solanales; Solanaceae. The transcript has 3 exons. The record is from RefSeq and is a predicted model, not a curated record.
AUGGCGAUUCUCGAUCAAGCAGAUGAUUCCGGCGUUACUGCAGGUAGUCCUAUCGCUACCCCCAUUUCCGAGUCCAACAUCGAUCCGAAUUGUCCCUUUUACAUGCACCCUUCUGAUAACCCAGGUGCAAUGUUGGUGACGACUCCUUUCAGCGGUAUUGGUUAUCGAUCUUGGAGGAGGAGUGUUCUACGCGCUCUCUCCGUAAAAAAUAAGUUAGGUUUCAUCAAUGGUGAAUGCAAACGUCCAGAACCAGAUUCCCCAUCCUUCCGUCAAUGGAUGCGUUAUGACGAUAUGGUUACUUCGUGGAUUUUAAACUCCCUUGCUAAAGAUAUCGCAGAUAGCGUAGAAUACGCAAAGGAUGCAGCAGAGUUAUGGACAGAUUUGGAGGAUCGCUAUGACCAAACCAAUGGAACCAAGCUAUAUCAGAUUCAGAAGGAAAUUAACGAUUUAUCACAAGGAGUACUCGACGUCACAGGUUACUACACAAAAAUGAAAAGGUUAUGGGAAGAGUUGAACAAUCUGAGUACCAAAUCUCAAUGCAGCUGUAAGUGCACCUGUGGAGCCAAGGAAUUCAUGCAUAAGGCCGAACAGGACAAGCGUCUGACUCAAUUUCUGAUGGGACUUAAUGAAGUGUAUACAGUUGUGCGAGGUAGUAUUCUGAUGAUGAAUCCAUUGCCAUCAGUGGCUCAAGCAUUUUCUCUGCUAAUCCAAGAGGAAAAACAAAGGGAAGUUAGGCCAAGCAACUCGCUUAAGAUGGAAUCUGCAUCUAUGAAUGUCAAUUCUUCUAGGAAUAUCAGUCUGCCUACAAUGGAGUCUACCUCUUUAAAUGUCAAUACAUCUAGAAAUGAGGGCUUCAAGACCAAUUAUUCAACUGGGAAUCACCCGAAUAGCAGGCCUCGUCCGUUUUGCGAUUAUUGUAAACGCCCAGGGUAUACGAAAUAUAAGUGCUUCAAGUUACAUGGUUACCCCCAAAAUAACACCUUUAAUCCUAGAUUCAAUAAGGGGAAAAGAGUUUCUGCAAAUGUACAUGGUGCACCAGUUGAUUCUAUGUCAGUUAAGGAUGAUGGAAUGAGCUCUCAAGGGUGUAAUGACAACAACAACAUGAACUCUCCUCUUAACCUGACCAAGGAACAGUAUGGGCAGCUAUUCAGUCUACUACAACAAUUUCAUAUUGGGAAUGGAGGAGAGAACACCACCAGUCCGGCUCUAACCAAUGGAAAUGCCAAUUUUGCAAGUAUCUUCGCUUGUUCUGCCUCUGUCUUGUCCAUUGAUUUUGGUUUGCUGUCAUGUAGAUGUUUUACACCAAGUGCUGACCUCUGGAUCUUGGAUUCCGGAGCAUCCAAUCACAUGACCUUUAAUAAAUCCCUAUUAUCUCACACCAAAACUCUUUCAUAUCCUUUGCUGAUCACUCUACCCAAUGGCUAUCGAGUGAAAGUGACAGAAAUUGGAACUGUAACUCUUACAUCUCAGAUAGUAUUACAUAAAGUCCUUUAUGUACCUUCUUUCAAGUAUAAUCUCAUUUCUGUUCAUUGCCUUACUUCACAGCUUAAAAGCCUAGUUGCCUUCACUGAUUCUUCAUGUCUUCUGCAGGCCCCUUCAAUGAAGAGGCCUCUGGAGAUUGGUGAGAUCAAGGAUGGAUUAUAUCUCCUUUGCUCCAGCUGUCUAAAGAACUCAGUUUCAACUUCAGAUUCUGUCCCUUUGAAUUCCUGCAAUGUUUUCCCUACUUCAUGUCAUGUAAAUAGUUUACAUUCUCAUGCUCACUCACCUGUAAAUGUUUCACACACUCACACUCAUCCAUGUUCACUUGUAAAUACUUCCUAUUGCAAUAAAACUCAAUGUUCUGCUUUCCAAUAUACUUUGCCUAGUACAAACAGUGUGGAUCUUAUAUGGCAUAACAGAGAUGUGGUGUUUCAUGAGAAUGUAUUUCCCUUUACCCUUCUAUCUGCUUCCAUACCCUCUCCUUUUGUUUUUCAACCUGUCCCUCUUGUUGAUGAUCUGCCUCCUCCUCCUACCAAUUCUGAUAAAUCUGCCACCCUUUCUCCUUCUUCCAAUUUACCAUCCUCAUCUGAUUCUCCUUGCAAUUUACCAUCCUCAUCUGAUUCCCUUUCCAAUUUACCAUCCUCAUCUGAUUCUCCUUUACAUUCUCCUCAUAUAGCUACUAGAAAGUCCUCUAGACUUCACAAGUUACCUGUUCACUUAGAGGAUUAUGUGUGUUCUCUACCCAUCUUGAAGGCUCCUGCUUCUUCUGCUGCUCCUUUAUUGUUUGAGGAGCUGACUGUUUCUUUUCCUACACCUGUGAGUGUAUAUUGUGAUAGCCAAUCCGCCUUACACAUUGCUAGGAACCCUAUUAUCCACGAGCGGACCAAACACAUCGAGGUUGACUGUCACUUUGUACGGGAUAAACUUCAAGAGGGUCUUAUAUCCUUGCAUCAUAUUGGCACUCACAAUCAACUGGCAGACAUUCUCACCAAGGCUCUAACUGGCAUCAAGCAUUCCACUGUGUUAGGCAAGUUGGCUGUGAAGACCUCACCUCCAACUUGA